Messenger RNA from Monoraphidium neglectum, 459 nucleotides. Its product is annotated as glutamyl-tRNA synthetase. Gene Ontology annotation, biological process: translation; glutamyl-tRNA aminoacylation. The record is from RefSeq and is a predicted model, not a curated record. Bases 1 to 459 code for a protein of 152 amino acids. Gene Ontology annotation, molecular function: glutamate-tRNA ligase activity. Gene Ontology annotation, cellular component: cytosol; methionyl glutamyl tRNA synthetase complex. NCBI's taxonomy places the organism in Eukaryota, Viridiplantae, Chlorophyta, Chlorophyceae, Sphaeropleales, Selenastraceae. The transcript is spliced from 4 exons.
AUGGACUGGGGCAACGCAAUCGUCACGGCCAUCUCCAAGGAUGUAGACGGCAAGGUCACGGCCCUCACGGGCAAGCUGAAUCCAGGAGGUGACCCCAAGAAGACCAAGCUGAAGCUCACGUGGCUCGCAGACAUCCGGCCAGAGCUCACCCCGCUGCAGCUGCUUGAUUUUGAUUACCUGAUAUCAAAGAAGAAGGUCGAGGAGGACGACGACUUCGAGGCAUUAGUCAACCAGAUCACAAAGUACGAGACCGGGGCGAUCGGCGACCUGAACAUGCGCGCCCUCAAGAAGGGCGACGUGCUGCAGCUCGAGCGCCGCGGCUACUACAUCGUGGACCGCCCCUGGGCGGAGGGCGCGCCCGCGGUGCUGCUGCUGAUCCCGGACGGGCGCGCACGCACCAAGCCGGUGGGGCGCCCCGUGGCGCAGGGGGCGGUGACGGAGGCGGUGCUGCGGCGGUAG